AUGUCGACGGGGAUCGGGGAUGCGGCAUCGUUUAGCGGAUUUUCAAGGGGCGGCGAAAGAUUUGGCGGAGAAACUGAAAGCCGUGGGAAUGGGAGCGACUACGGCAGCCGUGGGGGUGGGAUACAUACAAACGGAGACGAUCUGAGCGUGAGUGGCAGCGAGACGGUACGAAGCAGUGGUCUUGGCGAAUCUGCCUCUAUUGUCAGCGAAGUGUCUUCCGGUGGGCUACCCGCACCACCUCUCAUACCUUCCGGCCCACUCCCAGCGAUAGGGGUGAUCAGAGAGUACUUUCUCACAGGGCAGCAGCAACACGACUUGGAUCACGAGCGGCGGCUGACCUCCGAUCACAUGCGUCGGUUAAACCAAGUCUUGGCCGGGCACCUGUCAUACCUUGAGGUGUCCAACAUACACGCCGAGAGGGAAAAACUUCAACUCCAGGCCCUCGCUUCCGCCCCUUCGCACGGCGCCGCCGUUGGAUACUCUGCAUCCCUCAAUGAUUCAAAAAAUGCAAGCGGGACUCCUAGAGGGGGGUCGCUUAGGCAGAACAUCCUACGACGAUUGAUGGGCCGCGUUUGCCGGGACAGAGCAAAGCGCUUAAUUUUCCGCGGUUGGAGCCGCCUUUGCCUCGCCGCGUCGCUGUCUACUGCCGAAGGGACCUCCGCCGUCGCCACAGCUGCGGUUAGGGCUGCACGACCUGAGGUGAUGGAGAAAGAGGCAGAGGAGGCUACCGAAACGGUUGAGAAUCCUAGCAGAGCGGCCAACGUCAGUGCGGAGGUUGCCAUUGCAAGGGAGCACGCGCAGCGGGAAGCCGCCAGUGUGUUGGCGGCUGAGCACCAUCGCACCAUCAAAGACACUGAAGAUGGGGCGCGAGAGCAUCAGCUACGCCGAACGAAGAUGCUGAUCACCCGCGUAUGCCGUGAACGAGACAGGGCCUCCAUGUUCUGCGGUUGGAACCGACUGUACCUGCACGCUGCAACGCUGUCCACGGCUGAGGGGGCUGCCGCCGCCGCAGUUAUGGCCGACAGUGCCCGAGGCCGGGCGAUGGAGGAAGAGACAGGAGCGGCAGCCGGUAGUACUGCUUUGGUGGAAACGCCAGGGAAGGUGCCAAGGGAGUGGGAACAUCGCCUCGAACGGAUGAAGCGAUUGGGGGCAUCCGCCGCUGCCACUGCUGUGGCCAGGGCCGCCCGAGCUGAUGCAGCCCAGAAGGAGGCGGAAGCGGCCGCCGCUUCACCACGGGAAACUGCUUUCGGGUCAAAGUUGAUGGCCGACCUGGAGCUGAAGGUCAAAAAGAUAGAGCAAACAGUGCAAGAGCACCAGCUACGCCGGGUGAAAGGAUUGGGAGCCUCCGCCGCCACCACCUCUGCGGCCAGGGCCACCCGAUCGACGGCGAUGGAAAUGGAGACUGAAGAGGCCACAGAUAAGACUGAGGUAUCGAGGAGAGCGGAAGAUGAAAUCGAGAAUGUGGCGGCAGCGAGGGAACAGGCGCGACGGGAGACGGCUCGAGGGUCAAACUCGGUGGCUAAGCUACAGCACAAGAUCACAGACAUGGAGGCGAUAUUACGAGAGCAUCAGCUUCGGUGGAUAAAGAUCUUGAUAACACGCGUAUGCGGCGAUAGAGACAGGAGGUCUCUAUUCCGCUCUUGGAGCCGGCUCUGCCUACACGCUGCCUCCGUGGGUGCCAUAGACGACGUCUCAGCUGCUGCGGCGGAAGCGGCUCGCGUGGCCAAGGCGGAUGCAGUUGAGAAGCAGGCACCAACACCUGCAGAACGAGCUAAGGUAUCGGAAAAGGGCCACGAGGAUUCGAUGGUAGCGGCGGAUCUUGAAAAGAGAGCAGAGGAAGCUGAAAAGGCAGUCGACGAGCAAAGACGACAACAGACCGUUCGAAUGGUUGCUAGAGUGCUCCGGGAUAGGAACCGCCGUCUCCUCUUCCGCAGCUGGGGUCGCCUGUGUUCGCACGCCGCCUCGCUCAACGCGGUGGAGGGGGCAUCUGCAGCCGCAACGCCAGCUGUGAGGGCGGCGAGGGUGGAGGCCAAGGAAAUGAGGACCGCAGCGGCAGCUUCGUCGACCGACGCGAUCGAAGCAAAAUCGUCGACCGAGCGGAGCCGUGAGGAGGAGCAAGAGCCGAAACGGCUGAGGGCAACAACCACGAUGCUCCGAGUUUCCAAGGACAAAGACAGACGCUUGCUGUUCCGAGGGUGGAGCCGGCUCUGCUUGCACGCCGCGUCUCUCAACGCCGCCGAUGCCGUAUCGGCGACGGCCACCGCAGCGGCGAGGGCCGCCAGAGCGGAGGCGGAAGCGACGCAGGCCGCUGCAGCCGCAACGGCCGCCGGAAUCGAGACAGACGCCGCCGUGGUUCGACAACGCGUGGCAGCGGCGGAGUCGGAAGCGAGAGACCAGAGGGAGCGGAGGGCACUGCAUAUGAUCUGCAGCGCGGGUCGGGACUACAACAGACGCCUUCUCUUCCACGGUUGGAGUCGGCUCUGCCGACAAGCGACGUCUGUCCACAUCGCCGAGGGGUCAUCGACGGCCGCGGAAGCGAUAGCCAGGCCGGAUGUCAUGGAGAAGCCGACACACUCACCUGCAGAACAUGCCAAGGCAUCGGAAAAGGUCGACGGGGACUCGGUGAUGGCGACGACCCUUGUGAAAAGAGCACAGGAAGCUGAAAAGGCUGUCGACAACCAAAAACGACAGCUAGCCGCUCGAUUGGGAGCAUCUACAGCGGCAACACCAGCUGCAAGGGCGGCGAGGGUGGAGGUCCAAGAAAAGGAGACCGCAGCAGCAGCUUCGUCGACCGACGCUGUCGAAGCGGAAGGGUCGACUGAGCGGAGACGUGAGGAGGAGCAGGGGCUUCAGCGGCAUAGGGCAUUGACCACGAUAUCUCGAGUCUCCAAGGACAAAGACAGGCGCUUGCUGUUCCGAGGGUGGAGCCGGUUGUGCUUGCACGCCGCGUCUCUCAACGCCGCCGAUGCCGUAUCGGCGACGGCCACCGCAGCGGCGAGGGCCGCCAGAGCGGAGGCGGAAGCCACGGCAGCCGCUGCAGCUGCAACGGCCGCCGGAAUCGAGACAGACGCCGCCGUGGUUCGGCAACGCGUGGCAGCGGCGGAGUCAGAAGCGAGAGACCAGAGGGAUCGGAGGGCACUGCAUAUGAUCUGCAGCGCAGGUCGGGGCUACAACAGACGGCUUCUUUUCCAUGGUUGGAGUAGGCUCUGCCGACACGCUGCAGGAAAAGGCGGCGCAGAUGGAAUUUCGUCAGAUGCCGAGCCUGCAGCAGCUCAAGCCGCUAGGGCGGAUGCCAUGGAGAAGCAGGUACAUGCAUCUGCCAAACCUGCGGAAGGAGCCAAGGGAGUGGAAAAGCUCGACGGGGAGUCGGUGAUGGCGGCGACCUUUGUGAAGAGAGCAGAGGAAGCUGAAAAGGCGGUCGAUGACCAAAGACGACAGCUAGCCGCUCGAAUGGUUACUAGAGUGCUCGGCGAUAGAAUCCGCUGCUUCCUAUUCCGCAGCUGGGGUCGCCUCCGUUCGGACGCCGCCUCACUCGCCGCGGCGGAGAGGGCACCUGCAACGGCAGCAUCAGUUGUAAGGACGGCGAGGGUGGAGCCCGAGGAAAAGAGGACCGCAGCGGCAGCUUCGUCGACCGACGCGAUCGAAGCGGAAGUGUCGACUGGGCGGAGCCGUGAGCAGGGGCAGGAGCUGCAGCGGCAUAGGGCGAUGACCACGAUGCUCCGAGUUUCCAAGGACAAAGACAGGCGCUUGCUGUUCCGAGGGUGGAGCCGGUUGUGCUUGCACGCCGCGUCUCUCAACGCCGCCGAUGCCGUAUCGGCGACGGCCACCGCAGCGGCGAGGGCCGCCAGAGCGGAGGCGGAAGCGACGCAGGCCGCUGCAGCUGCAACGGCCGCCGGAAUCGAGACAGACGCCGCCGUGGUUCGGCAACGCGUGGCAGCGGCGGAGUCGGAAGCGAGAGACCAGAGGGAGCGGAGGGCACUGCAUAUGAUCUGCAGCACAGGGCGGGACCACAACAGACGCCUUCUCUUCCACGGCUGGAGUCGGCUUUGCCGACACGCUGCAUUCAUAGGUGGCGCAGAAGGACUUUCGGCGGAUGCUUAUCCUGCAGAACCUCAAGUCGCUAGGGUAGAUGUCUUGGAGAAGACGGUACAUACACCGGCAGGAGGAGCCAAGGCUUCGGAUCAGAUCGACGGGGACUCGGUGAUGGCGGCAACCCUUGUGAAGAGAGCAGAGGAAGCUGAAAAGGCAGUCGACGAGCAAAGCAGGCAGCUAGCCGCUCGAACGAUAUCUCGAGUUUUCAUAGACAAAGACAGGCGCUUGCUGUUCCGAGGGUGGAGCCGGCUCUGCUUGCACGCCGCGUCUCUCAACGCUGCCGAUGCCGUAUCAGCGACGGCAACCUCAGCGGCGAGGGCCGCCAGAGCGGAGGCGGAGGCGACGCAGGCCGCUGCAGCCGCAACGGCCGCCGAAAUCGAGACAGACGCCGCCGUGGUUCGGCAACGCGUGGCAGCGGCGGAGUCGGAAGCGAGAGACCAGAGGGAGCGGAGGGCAUUGCAGAUGGUUGCUAGAGUGCUCAGCGAUAGGAACCGCCGCCUCCUAUUCCGCAGCUGGGGGCGCCUCCGUUCGCAUCCAGCCUCGCUCGCCGCGGUGGAGAGGUCACCUGCAGCGGCAGCACCCACUGAAAGGGCGGUGAGGGUGGAGGCUCAGGAAACGGGGGCCGCAGCGGCAGCAGCUUCGUCGACCGACGCGGUCGAAGCGAAAACGUCGACAGAGCGGAGCCGCGAGGAGGAGCAGGAGACGAACCGGGUUCGGGCGAGGACAACCAUAUCUCGAGUCUGCAAGGACAAAGACAGGCGCUUGCUGUUCCGAGGGUGGAGCCGGUUGUGCUUGCACGCCGCGUCUCUCAACGCCGCCGAUGCCGUAUCGGCGACGGCCACCGCAGCCGCGAGGGCGGCCAGAGCGGAGGCGGAAGCGACGCAGGCCGCUGCAGCUGCAACGGCCGCCGGAAUCGAGACAGACGCCGCCGUGGUUCGGCAACGCGUGGCAGCGGCGGAGUCGGAAGCGAGAGACCAGAGGGAGAGGAGGGCAUUGCAUAUGAUCUGCAGCGCAGGUCGGGACUACAACAGACGACUUCUCUUCCACGGUUGGAGUCAGCUCUGCCGACACUCGGCGCCUCUCCACAUCGCCGAGGGGUCAUCGAAGGCCGCGGAAGCGAUAGCCAGGUCGGAUGUCAUGCAGAAGUCAGAACAUGCACCUGCAGAACAAGCCAAGGCAUCGGAAAAGGCCGACGGAGAGUCGGUGAUGCCGGCGACCCUUGUGAAGAGAGCAGAGGAAGCUGAAAAGGCCGUCGACAACCAAAAACGACAGCUAGCCGCUCGAGUGGUGGCCAGAGUGCUUGGCGAUAGAAACCGGCGCCUCAUGUUCCGUAGCUGGGGUCGCCUGUGUUCGCACUUCGUCUCGCUCAACGCGGCUGAGGGAUCAUCUGCAGCGGCAACACCGGCUGCAAGGGCUGUUGAGGUCGACGUAGAGGGUAAGGGGUCCGCAAAGGCCAUUUCGUCGAUUGACGCCGUCGAAGAGGAGGGGUUUGAGCGAAGCAAUCGGGAGAAGGAGCUGAAGCGACUUAGGGCAGUGGCGAAGAUUUCUCGAGCAUAUGGCGACACGGACAAGAGAUCCUUGUUCCGUGGUUGGAGUCGACUCUGUCUACAUGCCGCGUCGCUAUCUGCGGCCGAGGGGGCCUCCGCCGCCGCCACCGCUACGGCCAGGGCUGCCCGAGCUGAGGCGAUGCAGAAAGAGGCGGAAGCGGCCGCCGAAAAGGCCGAGGCGUGGAAGAGAGCGGCCGCCGCCAGCGUGGAGGUUGCCGAGGCACGAGAGAAAGCACAACGGGAGGCCGCUCGUGGGUCAACGUUGGCGUCUGAGCUACAGCUCAACAUCCAAGACAAGGAGGAGGCAUUGCGACAGCACCAGCUACGCCGAACGAAAAUGCUGGGGGCCGCCGCCGCCGCCACAGCUACGGCCAGGAGCGCCCGAGCUGAGGCGAUGGAGAAGGAAGCGAAAGCGGCCGCCGACAAGGCUGAGGCUUGGAGGAGAGCGGCCGCCGCCAGCGUGGAGGUUGCCGAAGCACGAGAGAAAGCACAACGGGAGACCGCUCGUAGGUCGGAAUUGGCGUCUGAGCUACAGCUCAAGGUCAAAGACACGGAGGAGGUAGUGCGAGAGCAUCAGCUACGCCGUCUGAAGAUGCUGAUCGCUCGCGUGUGCGGCGAGAGGGACAGGGCCCUCGUGUUCCGAGGGUGGAGCCGUCUCUGCCUGCACGCCGCAUCGCUGUCUGCCGCCGAGGGGGGCUCCGCCGCCGCCACCGCUGCGGCUAGGGCUGCUCGAGCUGAGGCGAUGGAGAAGGAAGCGAAAGCGGCCGCCGACAAGGCUGAGGCUUGGAGGAGAGCGGCCGCCGCCAGCGCGGAGGUUGCCGAGGCACGAGAGAAAGCACAAAGGGAGGCCGCCCGUGGGUCGGAAUUGGCAUCUGAGCUGCAGCUCAAGGUCAAAGGCACGGAGGAAGCAAUGCGAGAGCAUCAGCUCCACCGUCUGAAGAUGCUGAUCACUCGCGUGUGCGGCGAGAGUGACAGGGCCCUCAUGUUCCGAGGGUGGAGCCGUCUCUGCCUGCACGCCGCAUCGCUGUCUGCCGCCGAGGGGGUCUCCGCCGCCGCCACCGCUGCGGCUAGGGCUGCCCGAGCUGAGGCGAUGGAGAAGGAGGCGGAAGCGGCCGCCGCCAGCGCGGAGGUUGCCGAGGCACGAGAGAAAGCACAGCGGGAGGCCGCCCGUGGGUCGGAAUUGGCAUCUAAGCUACAGCUCAAGGUCAAAGACACGGAGGAGGCCUUGCGACAGCAUCAGCUACGCCGUCUGAAGAUGCUGAUCUCUCGCGUGUGCGGCGAGAGUGACAGGGCCCUCAAGUUCCGAGGGUGGAGCCGUCUCUGUCUCCACGCCGCAUCGCUGUCUGCCGCCGAGGGGGCCUCCGCCGCCGCCACCGCUGCGGCUAGGGCUGCUCGAGCUGAGGCGAUGGAGAAGGAAGCGAAAGCGGCCGCCGACAAGGCUGAGGCUUGGAGGAGAGCGGCCGCCGCCAGCGUGGAGGUUGCCGAAGCACGAGAGAAAGCACAACGGGAGGCCGCCCGUGGGUCGGAAUUGGCAUCUGAACUACAGCUCAAGGUCAAAGACACGGAGGAGGUAGUGCGAGAGCAUCAGCUCCACCGUCUGAAGAUGCUGAUCACUCGCGUGUGCGGCGAGAGUGACAGAGCCCUCGUGUUCCGAGGGUGGAGCCGUCUCUGUCUGCACGCCGCAUCGCUGUCUGCCGCCGAGGGGGCCUCCGCCGCCGCCACCGCUGCGGCUAGGGCUGCUCGAGCUGAGGCGAUGGAGAAGGAGGCGAAAGCGGCCGCCGACAAGGCUGAGGCUUGGAGGAGAGCGGCCGCCGCCAGCGUGGAGGUUGCCGAGGCACGAGAGAAAGCACAACGGGAGGCCGCCCGUGGGUCGGAAUUGGCAUCUGAGCUGCAGCUCAAGGUCAAGGAUACGGAGGAGGUAGCGCGAGAGCAUCAACUACAUCGCCUGAAGAUGCUGAUCGCUCGCGUGUGCGAGAGAGACAGGGCCCUCAUGUUCCGAGGGUGGAGCCGUCUCUGCCUGCACGCCGCAUCGCUGUCUGCCGCCGAGGGGGCCGCCGCCGCCGCCACCGCUGCGGCUAGGGCUGCCCGAGCUGAGGCGAUGGAGAAGGAGGCGAAAGCAGCCGCCGACAAGGCUGAGGCGUGGAGGAGAGCGGCCGCCGCCAGUGCGGAGGUUGCCGAGGCACGAGAGAAAGCACAACGGGAGGCCGCCCGUGGGUCGGAAUUGGCGUCUGAGCUACAGCUCAAGGUCAAAGACACGGAGGAGGAAGUGCGAGAGCAUCAGCUCCACCGUCUGAAGAUGCUGACCUCUCGCGUGUGCGGCGAGAGGGACAGGGCCCUCAUGUUCCGAGGGUGGAGCCGUCUCUGCCUGCACGCCGCAUCGCUGUCUGCCGCCGAGGGAGCCUCCGCCGCCGCCACCGCUGCGGCUAGGGCUGCCCGAGCUGAGGCGAUGGAGAAGGAGGCGGAAGCGGCCGCCGACAAGGCUGAGGCGUGGAGGAGAGCGGCCGCCGCCAGCGUGGAGGUUGCCGAGGCACGAGAGAGAGCCCAACGGGAGGCCGCCCGUGGGUCGGUAUUGGCUGCUGAGCUGAAGCUCAAGGUGAAAGACACGGAGGAAGCAGUGCGAGAUCGUCAACUACAUCGCCUGAAGAUGUUGGGGGCCGCCGCCGCCGCCACCGCUGCGGCCAGAGCUGCCCGAGCUGAGGCGAUGGAGAAGGAAGCGAAAGCGGCCGCCGACAAGGCUGAGGCGUCGAGGAGAGCGGCCGCGGCGAGCGCAGAGGUGGCCGCGGCGACGGAGCAGGCGCAACGGGAAACUUCUCGUGGUUCAGAAUUGGCGUCUGAGCUACAGCUGAAGGUCAAGGACACGGAGGAGGUAGUGCGAGAACACCAGCUACGACGAAUAAAGAUGCUGAUAAUUCGAGUGUGUGGCGAGAGUGACAAGGCCCUCAUGUUCCGCGGUUGGAGCCGGCUGUGCCUGCACGCCGCAUCGCUGUCUGCUGCCGAGGGGGGUGCCGCCGCCGCUACAGCUGCGGCUAGGGCUGCCCGAGCUGAGGCGAUGGAGAAGGAGGCGAAAGUAGCCGCCGACAAGGCUGAGGCAUGGAAAAAGGCGGCCGCCGCCAGCGUGGAGGUUGCUGAGGCACGGGAGAAAGCAGGGAAGAUGGCGCGGGAGCAUCAACUACACCGUCUGAAGAUGCUGGGGGCGGCCGCCGGCGCUACCGCUGCGGCUAGGGCUGCCCGAGCUGAGGCGAUGGAGAAGGAGGCGAAAGCGGCCGCCGACAAGGCUGAGGCUUGGAAAAAGGCGGCCGCCGCCAGCGUGGAGGUUGCUGAGGCACGAGAGAAAGCACAGCGGGAGGCCGCUCGUGGGCUGGAAUUGGCAUCUGAGCUGAAGCUCAAGGUCAAGGAUACGGAGGAGGCAGCGAGGCAUGCACGAGAACUCGACAAAAAGACGCGCGCCCUCGCCAUCCUUCUCCAAGACGACUGGGCAAACGCCGUCCUCAAGCGGGAGAAAGAAACCCGCGCCGUCCGCCUGCAGCUCGCUCAAGCUGACGCAGACCUCGGCGAACAACUCGACAGCAUAGCCGGCCUUGCCGUGGGCAGCAAGCGGAGGGCUCGAAAGGCGUCAGUGAGACAUUCUAAUCAUGCGGGAGGCGGGCAUGUGGGCGAGCACGAGGAAGAAAAGCGGGAAACAACGGGGCACGAACCGGAGGUGUUUCUGGGAGAAGGGACAGGCGGGAUCGGGAUGGUCGCGCUGCAGGGCGAGGGUGCCCGUCGUCUAAGAGCUUACGUGGCCAGCAAAGGACGAGACUUAAAACGCGCAAGAGUGGAGUCUGAGCAGUGGCGUGUCCGGUGUGAAGCGAUGCAACGCCGGCUAACAAAUGUGCUCCAAGGAGAAGAGGGAUCGGAACCAAGAGCUUCUACCAACGAAGGAAAGAAGCUCGCGGCGAUACUGCUCAACAUGCUCGACGAAAGAGAUCGCAGAACGCACAUUCACCGCUUGUCGCACGAGGUUCAGCGCCUGGAGACCGCGUUGAGAAGUGGUGGUGUUCCCCAUUCCUCAGGCCGAACGGAAUUCGACGUUGCGCCCAAUGUUUCGGCGGGGGCUGCCAGGCACGGAGAAGAGGGGGCGAGUCGGGGGGGGUUCUCCUUGCGGGAGGAAGGAGUCCUUGUCGAGACAACAAACACGAUGUCGCCCGGUCAGGGCGGCCACGGACAUUCCAUCGCUUCCAUCGACGACGUCGUCCAAUCUGCCACCGACGCGCACGAGCUCGUACGCUCUCUACGUUCCGAGGUAUCCGCCCUCGAACGCCAUCGCGCGACCCUGCAGGCGAACCUCAUGCGUAUCGAGGACGCCUCAGCGGCGACCGGCGGCGGAACAGCGACCACCGCGGGGGUGGACGAUGUUGAGACGACCAACAGUAGUAGUAAAAGGCCCACCAGCGACAACGAUGAGGACGAAGAAGGUAGGGCAAGGCGAGCGGUGGCAACGCCGGGAUUAAACAAGCAGCUACCGUCAACGAAAACGAGGCCCGAUCGGGGGCGCGAUUCAAGGAAGAGAUCACGGGUGGAGAGGAGGGCCCGCGCUGCGGCGGUCUUGCGCCAAGCUGUCCACGGUAACGGCGGCGAGGACAACGAAGAACCGGCAACAGGAGGCGGGGCGGUAGAGGCUGAAGAGGCAAGAGUUGUACUUUUGGCACGAGAAGAAAGGCAGAGAGCGCAGGAGGUUUUCGUGUCGAGGCGUGUAGCCCGGGCGUAA
Ectocarpus siliculosus is the source of this 10386-nucleotide messenger RNA. The record is from the annotation of a GenBank genome assembly. NCBI's taxonomy places the organism in Eukaryota, Phaeophyceae, Ectocarpales, Ectocarpaceae.